UUCAAAUGAUCAAGUCGCGUGAUAUCUUGACUGUGUGACUAGUCUCUUCAGCCAACUCUUUAGCUAACGUUAGUCAGUCGGUAACAGAAAAUGGAAGACGUUUUCUUACUGAAAGAGUCAGUUUUGUCUUUUCUAGACAGAAGUGGAGCUCUUCUUCAACUUGCUGAAGACUGCAAACCAUUCAACGACAUCCAGCGAAAUGAAGCUGUGUAUCGGUUCUGUAUCCGUGUGAACCCUUCAGACCUAAUCGAACUGGAUCCUAGAUUGGGUGACUGUGUUCUCAAUGACCCCCUCAAAGCUACAGCACUGUUUCAAUCUGUUUGUUUUCUGUCAAUAAAGACACUCUCCCUCAUAGAGAAAAUCCACACAGAAAGUCAGGUGAAUGUGAUCCUGAAGUUUACACACCUACCUCCGUUCCCUGAGUACACCUUGGACCUCUGUGAGUUUCCCUGUGGUUAUGGCCCCAUGAGGCCUGUUGCCAUGGAGGGCUUGGCCAUCGCGAUGACUAGGGUCUCCAAGUACACUCAGGGAGCCAGGUUUCUCUGUUCUGAGGAGGACUGUCCCUGCUCAACAGGGUUCCAUCACAUCAGAGUGCACGCACCCGGAGCCACUGAGUCAGCCACAGUGAGGAGUGACUUCAGCUGCCUGCUCUGCUCCUCUCACCUCAAAGAGGACAUCAAGUUCCGGGUCCUGGGGGACAAGCAGCUUGUAGAGCUGAUCCAUGUUAAAGCACUGGAUGUCCUGAAAGUCCAUCCUCCCAGUGCCCUCAGGUACCAGUCUGUCACCCUGUUUCUCAGAGAUGAGCUGUGUAACUCCAUGAGGAUUGGACGUCUGUACAGGGUGCUGGGCAUACCGGCCCAUGUCCACCAUUGGCCCAACGUCACCUGGAGUGUUGAGGCCAAUAGCGUUCAACCGUGGGAGCCUGAAUGUAAAGACCUCAUCAGCUCUAACUUCCAGGCCCUGUUGACGGCAACAGCCUGUUCCCCCUGGAGAUUCUCUGCCAUUGUGGCUAACACGUUUGGAUCCCCUGUGGUUCCCCCGGGCUUGUACAGCACUCUGAAGCUGGGCCUGCUGCUCAGCCUGGUCCAGGGCCGGGAGGACAACCCAGACUCACUGCACUGCCUGGACCUGCUAGCCCUGACGACUGACACACUCAUACUGGAAAGGCUGAUGACGUACAGCCUGGGUCUGGCUGGCCGUGGGGUGAGACACCCUGCAACAGGGGAGAUGUUUGCCUCUCUUUCUCGUGAUGAACAUGGAGCGGGAACGGCUAACAUCCACGCUGGCUCCGCCCUGCUGGCCACUGGGGGCGUCUGCAUGCUCGGGGACCUGGGCCACCACAGGAAAGACAAGAUGGACGCACUUCAGUCAGCUCUGGAGAGUCGGACAGUGUCUGUGAUUAUCCCAGGGAAGAAGUAUGGAGAGGAUGCUGACCAGCAGAUCUCCUUCCCUGUCCAGUGCAGCUUCUGGGCCUUGGCAGACUCCACACCUCCCUCAAACAAGACCACCAGGACUGACAGUACAGUGCUGGGAACAGUGGACAUGGGCCCGGUCCCUGCUCAGUUGGCUGAGGCCUUUGGUCUGGUGAUCCUGUGUCGGGAAGCAGGGGGAAAGCAGGCCCUGCUAGCCCAGACGGUGCACACCCUCAGACAGGCAGUGCAGCCCGGAGAGCCCCUCUACCCAUCCUGCAUGCAGUUCACCACACAGGACUAUAAGGAGCUUCUGGCCCACACCCAGAGGAUCCAGACAGAGCUGAGCCCUGGGGCAGAGAUGAUGAUCCAUGGCUAUUACAUGGCCAGCAGAAGGGUCCGCUCAGACUCGGGCCAUGGUGCAAAGGUGUCUGUGGCCUCCAUCAAGCUACUGAUCUCCCUGGCUGAGGCCCACAGUAAGCUGUGUCUGAGAAGCACAGUGCUGGAGGAGGAUGCAGUGAUCGCUGUGCUGCUGUGUGAAAACGCCAUCACUCUCAGACAUGGAGCCUCAGCGCUCGUUAUCCCACCCGACGCAGCAUUUCCCUGUGACCUGUGUGACCUGGAAGCUCUCCACAGGAGAGACCUUAUCCUGGAGCAGCUCCAACAGAGCAUCCUGCACUUUGUCUACGCCUACGCACCCGGGGCCGCCAGCUACAUCACAGAGGAGGAAUAGGACCACAGCUAAGUUAAAGGAUUUUUCUAUAUUGAAUUUCAAUGGUGAAAUGAGCUACUCAGAAGAAUAAACGCAACGUAUUGAUCCCAGAAAUGUUCCAUAUGCACAAAGCGUGUCACAUUGAGCAUUUCUCCUCUGCCAAGAUAAUCCAUCCACCUGACAGGUGUGUCAUACCAAGUAGCUGAUUAAAGAGCAUGAUUGCUGUAGCCACAUAUCAGGUUGAGGGAGAGUGGAAUUGGCAUGCUGACUGCAGGAAUGUCCACCAGAGUAUUGAAUGAGAAUUUGGCAGUACAUCCGACCGGCCUCACCUGCGAUAAGCCACCCAGACAGGUGAUCAAACUAAUUCUGGGUGGGCCUACUCCCUCCCAGGCCAACCCAUGGCUACGUACCUGCAGUCAAUUGAAAUCCAUUGAUUAG
Molecule: messenger RNA, 2559 nt
Organism: Oncorhynchus kisutch (coho salmon)
Lineage: Eukaryota; Metazoa; Chordata; Actinopteri; Salmoniformes; Salmonidae
Gene: mcmdc2
Product: minichromosome maintenance domain containing 2
Exons: 13
Coding region: 91-2142 (683 amino acids)
Biological process (GO): double-strand break repair via break-induced replication
Cellular component (GO): nucleus
Molecular function (GO): ATP binding; single-stranded DNA helicase activity; DNA binding
Source: RefSeq, a predicted model, not a curated record